AUGAUAUAUAUUUUAUCUAUUGUAUUCAUAUAUUUUUUUUUACAUAUUGAUAUAUAUGUAAACAUUUAUUCUACAUGUUUUGUUGUAAAAGAGGGGAACCCUAAUUUAUGAAAUAACAUAAUUAAUGAUGAUGAUCUAAAGGGGAAAGCAUAUAAUAAAACUAUAGAUUCUAAUAACCAAAAUAUUGAAUAUAAUAAAAACUUAGAGCACAAUGUAAACUCAUCUCAUAUAUCUUAAUUUUCGGAUAUUAUGGAUCAAUAAGAUAAAGGAGAUAAUGAAAAUUCUCAUGAUAUAAAAUUUGAAGAAUUUAAAAAAAAUAUUAAUAAAUCUUUAGACGCUGAAUCCAAUUAUGGUAUUAAUGAAAUUAGUAUUAUUGGUAAUGACAGUAAUAGUGAUAAUAGUAAUCAGAAUAUUUUUCCAGAUGGUAGUGAGUUAGCUGGGGGAAUUGCACCUUCUAUAUAUUCUAAUAACCUUGGUCCUAAUAAAUGUCCUGUUGAAAAGAUUUGUAAAGAUUUUGGUUCACCUACGAAAUGUCGAAAUAAUGUACAUGAAAGGAAUAAUUUGUUGAGCUCAAAUGUAAAAAAAUUUACAAGUGAUAAUAAGGGACUUCUUGUUCCUCCAAGAAGACAAUUUUUAUGUUUAAGAAUUACAUUACAAAAUUUUCGUGCAAGAAAAAAAACCAAAAUAGGUUUUGAAAAUUUUAUUUAUUCAUAUGUAUCUUAGAAACCUAAGAGAUUAAGAACUAUACACAAUAAUAUAUCAGAAAAAGCUCUGCAAGCUAUAAAAUAUAGUUUUGCAGAUAUUGGAAAUAUUAUUAAAGGAGAUGACAUACUCGAUACACCGACUUCUAACAAAAGAAAAACGUACUUAGAAGAAGUACUUGAACUUCAUAAUAAAAAUGAUGAAACAAAUGAUGCAAAAAAAUGGUGGACAAAGAAUAGGCAUCAUAUUUGGAAAGCAAUGAUGUACGGAUAUCAAAAUGAGAAAAAAGAUAAUGAAUGUACAGUAUAUGGUAACAUUGAUGAUAUACCACAAUUUUUAAGGUGGUUUAGAGAGUGGGGAACACAUAUCUGUGAGGAAAGCGAAAAUAAUAUGAAUACAUUAAAAGCUG
Molecule: messenger RNA, 1111 nt
Organism: Plasmodium reichenowi
Lineage: Eukaryota; Apicomplexa; Aconoidasida; Haemosporida; Plasmodiidae
Source: the annotation of a RefSeq genome assembly